UGCAGAGUCGCAUACAGUUGGACGACAGAAACACUCGCGUUUUACGGAGGGUUUAUUUACUAACUUUCAGUACCACGCCCCGGCGGAGGAGUCAGUUUAGAGCUGACGUCGGCGAAAAGAAAUCGGCUUGCUGCAGUUUUCCUCACAGAAUGGAAGUUGUUAGUCGUGGAGGUGAUACGGACUAAACUCGCUUGACUUGCCGGGAUAUUGAACCCGUUUUCCCUUUUCUCUGAGUGUAAGACAACCUUUACAACGAAGCCAAUAUCUGUGGCUGCUCAUCUUAUAUUGCACCCGUAUGGACGAUGAGGAGGAUGAUGUGUUUGAGCCAGACCCCCACUGCUGGCGCACCACAUUCAGGGAGAUAAAGUGUGAAGACCGGGGAACACAGACACCUGGACCUACCCUGGCAUUGAACAACGGCAUGCUGCCUUGUGGAGUCGCAGAGGAGCCCAGACCACUCUUCUACGGCAACGCAGGUUUUCGAUUGCACUUCCCAGCACACUUUGAGCUUGUUGGGGAUCAGGAAGCGAGGGGACAAGAAAGUGAAGGGGAGCAAAACGGGAUGGAGCAGCUUCCCCACCAGCAACCUGUGGCCCGCAGUGUGGAGGCCUGCAUUGGCCAGAAACUCCAGCUGAUAGGAGACCAGUUUCACCGGGAACACCUACAACUGUAUCAUCAAAACCAAAGGAACCAGGGGCGGAUGUGGUGGCGCCUGGCCGCAGCUCUGCUCAGCCUUCUCUUUGACAGGGGGUUCAUUGAUGGAGGAGGUGGAGCAGGACGGAGGUGAGGGGGUCUCCACAUCUCUCAGAGGAACUGGACUCCUAAUGGCACUGUAAAAUCUAACACGGGUCUGUUUUUAUUUGGGGUGGGAGGGGAGGCGACAAACUGUCCCCGCGGGACGGAGACAACCAACUUUUAUACAUGGUAGUGUUUUGUUUUGUUUUCCAAGAAGAUGCCAUGAUGCUCCGAGAUUCCUCUACCGGACAAUGUUCAUAUUUUGGUAUACGUGUGGUUGUAGUAGUUUUGUACAGUACAUUGUUCUUGUUAAAUGUUUUGCACUUCAACAUGUAUCCAUCUUUAAUGACCUCUACACACCCCGGGAAUGCCUUAUUCAACGUGCUCUGCCAGAAUGAGUAUUGAGAAAAUUUGAGAUGAAGGCAAUAUCAGAUGGUUAGGAACUGAAAGGCAAUGUGGUAUGAGGUUUAAUUUUCUGAAGUUUCCCAGGUGACCAGACAAGUUGAUUUACUAAUUUUCCAAAGAGGCAACUUCUCAGAACAAAGCAUUUUGCACCUCACCUCAAUGGAACAUUUAUCUAUUCUUAUUUUCUUUAAUUUGCUCUCUGUUUUGGUUUUCCUACUCCUCCAGUUUCUUUGGUAUGGUAUUACAUUUGAACAUGAUCCCUCAGUGUCAUUCAAAAUAUUGGGAACAAACCUUUUGCACAUGGAAAAAGUCUACACAUCUUAACUUGUAAUCAAAAUAUCUUUUUUAAUCUGUUUUAAGGCCAGCCUUUCUUAAGUCACAUGCUACAUGUCAAACUGUGAGUACAUUUUGGUGCCUCAGGAAGUAUUGGGGUGGAGUUUGCAGUACUGAACAUCAGUGAAACCCAGGUACAACUGCAUUCAACAGUUAAUAUUAAUAUUAGGAAUUGUGAUUGUUGACACUGAAAGCCGUUAGCUCUAAUUAAUAGGCAUUAUGUUAAUUGACAAAACCAAGGUGCAUUAACAAACAACCAGGAAGUGCAUAAUAAUAAUUUUAUAACAUUUAAGCAUAACAUUUAAAAAGAUCAUUUUAAUUGGCAUGUUAUAUGUAUAUGACAUUACUACUGUUGCUAAUAAAUAUCUAGUUACUGUUCUAAUUAUGCAACUUCCCUUAUUGUGCCAUUAUAUAAUAUUAUUAUAUUUAAGUUAUGCCGCUUGAUCUAAUGUCUAUUACUAUACAGCUGCUGGGUGGCUGGAUGUUGUUUAAGAUGUAGCACAGUAGAGAAAGGCUGGGUGGGAAGGUUUAAAGGAUCCAUAAAAAGAUAUUUAGAUUCAUGUUGUGAUGACUUUUGCAUGCGUUUCGGAGGUCUAGCACACAUUGUUUGUUAUACCGAGCAAAUUUAAGUAUUCUUUCCUUAAAUGGUAACAAAAUUAUUGUUUUUCCGAUGUGUUCUUUUCAUGUGAUUGUUUUCAGACCUCCAUGCCCUUGAAGUGGAGCUGUGGAUCCACUGUUUUUGCACUAGAUGUACACCCUUCAAGAGUUCAGAUUGUUACCAUGCUAACCUCCUGUCUUGUAUGAAGGUUUUCAGUUAUGACUUGUUUUCAUGCCCACAACAUUUCAAAUGUAUUCACUCUUAUGUCCAAGACAGAUAAUCAAUGUUAAGACCUGAAUGAAUGCAGUCUUUGAUCUGGAUUGGAUUCUGGACAUUUCAUGUACCAGAGUUUUUUUUGUGUGUCUACAAUAGAGUUACAAUAGAGCCACGCACCUCCAUUGAAAGGUUUCUGUCCUGGUUUGUUUUUCACAGCCUGUGUGUGUGUGUGUGUGUGUGUCACACCCCACAAUACUGCAUAAUCAAUCUGUGAAACAGAUCGUCUCAGGCUACUUCUAUGGGGUAUUACAUCGUUUAAUAUUCUGUUGGGUGAUCUUGUAUUGUGUUGGUGCUCAGAUCCAGAUUUGGGACAUUUUUAGUACAUAUAACCACUCAGCAGACAAAAAGACAAAAGUGAAAAGACUGUAAUUAUUGUUGAAAUAUGAACAUGUUUAAAGACACUGUUGAAGAUGCUGUUUGUUAUAUUUUCUAUUGCUGAACCCAGGCCAAGUUGUGGACCCGAGGAGCAGUACAUAUCAGGGGUCUGUAAUUACAUGCUCCUUACAAUGUGUCAAGUUUAUCACUGCAUAAUUAGGGUUUCCUCUCAUUCUCUUAAAGAUGUCUCAGGGACAGACUUUGUGGGCUACUGGUAACCUUGAGAAUCAGUUACAUGGUUAGAAGAAGAGCAGUGUUUUUACCCACUCAUUCAUGAUGAAACCUCUCGAGGUAUUGUCAAGUCUUUAAUUUUCAUUUCAGUUAUAAAAUUUCUCUUGGCCAAUUUCUCAGCACACAAGUAAAGGUACAGACUGAGGAGUCUGAGGCUGACUUUCUGUCUGUGGUGGUGACGGUGGGCUGCUGAGCAUGUAGUAGUAGGCGUGUGAGGUGCACUGAAUGUGGUUGUGGUUAUAGUUUCCUGCGGAUCCUGAACGCUGAGCCAGUCCCUGUAGCGCCCUGUCUCACCAUUGGCUCUUGACUUCCUCUUUGUGCUGCUCCUUUAUAACAUGGCUAUUGUUCAUUGGUUCAACUUUCUUUUUAAUUUAUUUUUUUCCCUUCUUAUUUAUUUUUGUGUAUUUGCCCAUUUCUACUGUAUACACUUGUGUGUGCAAUUACUUCUUAUUUUUCUUUUUUUUGGGACUUAUCUGCUUUAGUUGUUUGACUGUGCAGAGCAGGUUGGCCUGCAUUGUACCUGAUAUUGCUUCAUGUGAUACUUAACUUAAAUUCUACUUUUUUAGUAGUGCUCAUCUCCUGUAGGCUCCAAGAAGUUUGUAGUUUUGUUGUUUAUGAAAAACAACAGCUAUUAGCUGGUAGAAUUAAUGUUGGUUACAAUGGAUUUCAAUGGUGGUUCAAAUGUUUGCACAGUGCGAUUACGUUUCACAUGGUCAUUGUUUCGCCCAAAUCCACUGCUCCUUCACAGCUUUAAGGAGGACAAUAUUGUGUUGAGUAAGUAGUGGAUUCAUUGAUUUAUCCAAAAUGUAGCUGUUGUUACUAUUGGAAUGCAUUGUAACCAACAUAAAUUCAUUGUGACCACAGCUGCUGCUCUUCAUGAAGAAGAAAACUACAAACCUCACGUUUAAGCCUAGGGGAUUGGUGUUUGAUACUCAAAAAGUAGUUUCUGGGUGGAGUAUUUCACUUAAAAGGUUGUGAGUUUCCAGGAAAUGGCCUAACCAAUUCAGACCUUUUUCAUUAUCUUCCACCAGCCGAUUCACCAGUCAUCAUGGGUAGAUUCACAAAAUGUGGUUUAGAAAAGCAGCUGCUUAGAUGCAGUUUAAACUUUCAACAGGAUGGACCUUUCCAUUGUAAUUAAUGAGUCAUUACCCAGCCUUUGCUAAUGAUACACACAGCAUUAGAAAGGCUUCAAAACACCAAAAAAAAAAAAAAGUUAGCAUUUUAUGUUAAGUCACAGGGUGUUUAUGUGUUCAAUUCUUUAACCUUGAUCAUUGUGUCGUAAUCAACAUGCACUGGAAAGUACUUUGUUUCUGUAGAUCCCAUGGGUCCCUUAUCUGUUGUGUGUUAAUGUCUAGUAUAUACUCUGGAUUGUUCUUUUGGGCUAAUCUUGCCAUGUGUCAGACGUAUAUAUCUGUGCAUUGACCAAGUAGGCUCCGAUUGAUGGCCUGUUUGAUUUAUUGGAAAGGGAGACAAGCCACCGUGGUGCCCUGUAUACUUUUGUUAGAUUGAGGUUCCCAAGCUGCACUCAUCACAUUAUAUGUGAGUGUGGAGAAUCCCUAGAGUGGGACAUGUAUUUUAUGGAAACCGUCAGUGUCUUGAAUUUUGUAGUCCGCUAAAUUUGAAGUUUUCAAGGAAGGUUUUGAUUUUGAAUUUUUUUUUUUUUUUUUUACGACAACAUUUCUUCUUCAUGGUCUUUCAUAACUUUUUUUAAAAUGUAUUUUCUUAAUAAAAAAGGGUCUGCUUUUAUAAGGACAGUUCAUUGCUUGUAAAAUAAUUUUAAUACAAGUAGGAUCCUUUUUGAAGUCCAUGAGAUCAAGGGCAUUUUUUUAUAUAAAAAUGAACUUGCAACAUUCCUUGCACAUCUCAUUGUGGUGUAAAAACAAAACCAAGCAAACCAAAAUAAUUCAUAGUUGUGGUUAACUUGGCCCAUGAGCGUAUAGUUGUGGAAUAUUUGCCCUUCUUUAAAGAACAGCUAAAUUGUACAUGUAUUUCUAAAACCCUGGAAUAUGCCUUUAACUGCUCAGUUUCAAUGAAGUCUUGAUUAUCACACACUCUCUGUAUACCAAUAAAUGAGACCCAGCGAAAAUGUAGCAUUUUUGUAAACAUUGACUGUGUGUUUUCGAGACUCUACUGUGCACUCAUUUAUGUGUAUAUUUUUUUUUUGGUUGUUGAUAUAAUAUGGAAGUAAAGACAAUUUGUUAUGUAGUGCAAUAUGCUGUACAUAUGGAGCUUUGCUCUACAAAUCUUUUUUUCUGGAUUUCUUGUUGUUUAUUGGUACUUUUUUUUUCAAUAAAAUUUUAUUGAAGGUG
Messenger RNA from Etheostoma spectabile (orangethroat darter), 5262 nucleotides. It is a transcript of the gene bmf1, whose product is annotated as BCL2 modifying factor 1. Lineage: Eukaryota; Metazoa; Chordata; Actinopteri; Perciformes; Percidae. The record is from RefSeq and is a predicted model, not a curated record. Gene Ontology annotation, cellular component: myosin complex. Gene Ontology annotation, biological process: negative regulation of autophagy; apoptotic process; positive regulation of apoptotic process. The transcript has 4 exons. The coding region runs from base 296 to 787 and encodes 163 amino acids.